AUGAAUAAAAUCGAACACGAUGAAACAUUGAUAGAAAUCAAAAGGUCGAGAGUUGGUAGAGGAGGAACUGAUCUACUUAAAAAGAUAAAUGAAUACGAAGGCGAAAAUUGUUAUAUACCUACAGAUGGUCACUGUUUUAUCAAAUGCGUCAAUCGUGUUUUGAACAAAGAUUUAACGUGUAAAUUUCAAGAAUACAUCAACGGGUUUUCAAAAGCAAAUAGAAAAGGAGUGAUGACUUGUGCUAGAAUGAAGGAAUUCAACAAGAAAUUUAACACUUCGUUUCAAAUUUAUAAUCCCAAAAACAGACAUUUUCAUCCCAGAGACGUUCACGAUGAAUUAGAUUGGGUUUUUUACUUACACAAUUCGCAUUUCUGUCUGAUUAGAAGAAGCCAAAAAAGUUUGGGAAUUCAAGAAAUAGAAGACAAUUACGAACAGGUGUGGAAAACGUGUAGAGACGACAACGCAGUAACACAGGUUUCACCUCUCAAACUAAACGUGCUUUCGAGUAUGAGUGAUGAUGCGUUAUUCGCUUGGGAUUGCGAAACGUAUUCAGAAAAAAAAAGUCGAAGAGCAAUUUCUUAUGCCUGCACUUUAAUUAAUUUAGAAAAACUAAGAAAAAAGUUAGAAAAAAAUAUCUUUCCUACUGAUAAUGUUCCAGAAGAAUUUCAUGAUAAACUAAUGAAUGUAGUAGAACUAUUUGUAGGUACAGAUUGUAUAGAUCAAAUGUUGAAAUAUUUAGGUCAAUAUGAUAGAAAGAGAUUAAUAUUAAUUUCUCAUAACGGCAGUGGUUUCGACAACUGGAUCGUGCUUAAAAAUACAAAAAAACUAACGCAUUGCCCUUUAAAAACACCCAGAGGAAUUCUAUCUUUUCCUUUAUCUAAUCCAUACACAGAUGAAGAUUUACAGAAAAUAUGGAAAAGACAGAAAGAAAUAAAGGGUAAUUAUUUACAACAUAUUAAUUUCACGUGUUCCUAUCAACACGAAUCCUCUAGUUUGGCUGCAUGGGGAAAUUCUUCCAAUCUGCCCGCGAAUUUGAGAAAGAUUGCCGACGUAGAUAUCGCUAAAUACACGCAAGACAACUGGGAGGAAUUGAGACACGAAUGGGAACCUUACGCCAAGAGAGACACUCUCUGUUUGGGAGCUUGUUUGAUAAAAUACAACCAAGUCACGAAAGAAGUUGUAAACCAAAAUAUGUCAAAUAAUCUAACGGCUCCAUCUUUAUCUUUAAAGGGUUGGUAUUAUUUAUAUCAUUACGAUAAAGAAAUGGUGGAAGAAGAAUGGUAUGAAACUACUAGAAUGGUUGCGAAACAUACCGAAAAAGAAAAUAUAGAAAAAGUUUAUUCGCACACUAAUCCUUUUAUAAGAAAUUUUAUCAGACAAUCUAUUAAAGGAGGAAGAGUUUCGGCAAAUAGAAAAUCAUUUGAAACGAACAAAAUGGAUGAAAUUUGUAACGGUUGGUAUUAUUUAUAUCAUUACGAUAAAGAAAUGGUGGAAGAAGAAUGGUAUGAAACUACUAGAAUGGUUGCGAAACAUACCGAAAAAGAAAAUAUAGAAAAAGUUUAUUCGCACACUAAUCCUUUUAUAAGAAAUUUUAUCAGACAAUCUAUUAAAGGAGGAAGAGUUUCGGCAAAUAGAAAAUCAUUUGAAACGAACAAAAUGGAUGAAAUUUGUAACGUAUUAAAGGAAUAUAUUUCACAAACAGAAAGUAAUAACAUAAUUGAUUUAUUCAAAGAAUACAGCGCAAGCACAAAAGACAAAACGGAGGUUCAUUCGAGACUUAAACAAAUAGAAUGUACUAAACUAAUGGCAUUUGAUGCUAACGGUUUAUACGCUUCCGCCAUGUCGGAUUUAGACAGUGAAUAUCCGAGAGCGGAAAGUGGAAGACCGUUUCUACCAGAAGAAGAAAAAGAAUUUGUAAAACUCUUCAAUAAACAAAAAUUCAGACCUAGAACAGCUAUUUUAACAGUGUGGUUUGACUAUCCCACAAACAUGUUCUUCCAACCGAUACCAGUUAAAGAUAAAAUCACUUUCACGAAUAAAGGAGAAAUAGCGAAAGCCGGUGGAAGAAUUAUUAGAAUAUUAGAUGGUAUAGUUUACAAAGAAAAUUUUAAAACUCCACCCUAUAGAGAUUAUAUUUUAAUUUUGAGAGAUCUAAGAAAUAAAUAUAAACGAGAAGGUAAUAUCGUGGGUAGUAAUUGCAUGAAAUUAUUGGGUAAUUCCUUGUAUGGUAAAUCAAUUCAGAAAGACAUAUUCACAACUAGACAUUUAUGGAAUGAAGCAACUUUACAGGCCAACUUUGAUUCACGUGUUAAAACCUAUGAGAAAAUUAAUGAUACUCAAUAUAUUGUUGAAACAGAAAUUGAAGAAGAUAGUAAAUCUACACGACUAACACGUAGUCAUUUGGGAUCAUUCGUUUUAUCUCACAGUAAAAAAAUAAUGAACAAUUUCAUUCACGUCAUAAAUGGAUUUUAUAAACCCGAAAUAUACUAUACCGACACCGAUAGUUUGUACAUUUCAUCCAACAAUUGGAAAAAACUAAACAGAGCUGGUUUGGUCUCCGAAAAAGACUAUUGCAAAGGUAAAAACGAUUACGGUGACGGUGGAAUUAUAUUUGGUUUAUAUUUAGCACCAAAAGUCAAAUACAACAUCGUUUUGACUUCUGAUGGUGUCUUAAAAGAAAAGAAAACGUUUAAAGGUUAUUCUAAUGAUAAGAUAAGUGUAGAAGAUUACGUUCAGUUAGCAAGCGGACAUGAUGUGUCGAACGAAUUUAAUAAACCGUGGGAAAAAAGUUUCACCAAUGGAGUAGUUAUUCCAAACGAUAAACAAACUAAAGUUUUUAGAAGUUAUUUGAAUAAAGUUAAAAGAAAACCACCAAACAGUGAAGGAAUUAUGUAUCCUUACAACGACAAAGAUGAGUAUAGUUUUGAUGAAAACUAUGAAUUUGAUGAUUUCGAUUAUCUUACUAUUCAAGAAGAGAAUGAAGAUUGUUUUAAAUGA
Messenger RNA from Lottia gigantea (owl limpet), 2997 nucleotides. RefSeq lists its product as hypothetical. The transcript is spliced from 3 exons. The record is from RefSeq and is a predicted model, not a curated record. Lineage: Eukaryota; Metazoa; Mollusca; Gastropoda; Lottiidae. The coding region runs from base 1 to 2997 and encodes 998 amino acids. Gene Ontology annotation, biological process: DNA replication. Gene Ontology annotation, molecular function: DNA binding; nucleotide binding; DNA-directed DNA polymerase activity.